Caenorhabditis elegans is the source of this 494-nucleotide messenger RNA. It is a transcript of the gene flp-22, whose product is annotated as SPSAKWMRF-amide 3. The transcript has 3 exons. Gene Ontology annotation, cellular component: extracellular region. Lineage: Eukaryota; Metazoa; Nematoda; Chromadorea; Rhabditida; Rhabditidae. The record is from RefSeq and is marked reviewed. The coding region runs from base 14 to 295 and encodes 93 amino acids.
GAUAUACACAAAAAUGAACCGUUCCAUGAUUGCCCUUUGUGUUGUUUUGAUGGUAUCAUUGGUGUCGGCUCAGGUCUUCGAUUUGGAUGGACAACAGUUGGCUGGUCUCGAACAGAAUGAUGCACGUCUUAUGGAGCAACAAGUCAAACGGUCCCCGUCAGCCAAAUGGAUGCGAUUCGGUAAAAGAUCACCAUCAGCCAAGUGGAUGAGAUUCGGAAAACGAUCUCCAUCAGCAAAAUGGAUGAGAUUUGGAAAGCGUAGUGGAGCUGAAGCAGUUUCUGAACAGGAUUAUUAAUUUAUUGUUUAUAUUUUGUUUACUUCUAUCACCUUUUUUUCCCAUCGACCUAGAAAUCUGACCCAUCUUCUUCUCGUUAAUCACUCGACUUGGAAAUUUUAUUUUGUGGCUUAAAAAUAAUAUUUUUGGACAAAAAUACAUUAUUUUUGUUUCAGGAUACAACUGUGUAAUGGCUACUGAAUAAAUGUGAUCUUUGUUA